Molecule: messenger RNA, 2945 nt
Organism: Spirometra erinaceieuropaei
Lineage: Eukaryota; Metazoa; Platyhelminthes; Cestoda; Diphyllobothriidea; Diphyllobothriidae
Source: the annotation of a GenBank genome assembly
AUGACCCUCUUCUUCGCCGCCUGCGAGAACUACGGUCUGGUCAUCAACACGCAGAAGAAGCUGGUCAUGCAUCAACCGCCACCCGACACAGUCAGUCCUCCCAACGCGCCGCCGCCGCAAAUCAGCGUGAACGGAACCCAACUGCAAGUGGUGGACAACUUCCAGGAUCUCGGUAUUUCCCUCUCCCGCAGCACUAGAAUCGAUGGCAAAGUCGUCCGCAGGAUUUCAAAGCCAGUCAGCCCUUCGGUCGCCUUCAAACACAGUUUGGAAUCGUCAUGGUCUCAAGCUCUGCACGAAGCUGAAUAUGUACGUGGUCGUCUUCCUGCAGACGCAGCUGUACGGAGUGGAGACCUGGAAGGUGUACACGAUGUAGACACGCCGACUCGACCAUUUCCAAGUCAGUUGUCUUCGUCGCAUCCUGAGACUGAGGUGGCAGGAUCGAAUCCCCGACACGGAUGUACUGGAACGGACGGGAGUCGGUUAGAUGGUAGUUGGUAGCCCUCCCGGUACCGAAAAUUCCCAGCUACCUGACUUACAGGACCGAUGGUAAUAGGGGCUAUACGGGUGGGGCACAUGAGUGGAGGCGUAAAUGGCGCUUGUAGGGAAUGCCUGCAAUGGACGAUCUUGAUAAAUUCGAAACCGAAUUUAAAUAAGGUGAAAAAUGCGAGGAAGGUGAACACUUCGGAUCUGACGGGCGUAUGAGACGCCUUGUUGUUUUAGUCUGAACCCAUGAUAUAGUAAGUGCGCGAUGUUGUAGGUGAAGUGCGCCCAGUUCAAACCCAGCAUUGUCGAAGCGUCCGGGGGGUGUCGUAGUGUCUUAAACUGGAAGUGCAGGAAAGGAUCGCUAACUGGCCAUGGCGGUGUUUACAAGGCGUCACAGUUUUCAGCCAAACCCCUGCGACCAAAUACAUCCGUAAAGGCGGGGGGGAGGGCAAAACUCUGUCAAUACGACUGAUGCAGUGGAUGGAGUAUCGGUAGACACCCUAACUGAGCGUCGGUUGUCCUUACGUACACGAUCGCACCGAACUCUACGGGAGGUCUGGAGUAAAAAGACCCAAGGAUGCAGGCAAACCGACGAAACGGAGACCCGCGCCAAUCCGCCUAGGAUAGUACCUAUGCAAUUAAUCUGAUGCAGUUAAAACUGUGCGCACAUGCAAUUAGAAGCAUAGUGGGAAGCAUGUUGAAUCAUAAUCCGUUUAGGAUAAAUCUUUCACCUUUUACUAAAGAUUUCCGUGUGGGGGUGCAAUACAGUGAGUCUAUAUAGACAUUUUUGCAGCGCCUCGUUCUCGGGGCGGUUAAAGUGAAGAAGAAAGUCAUCCUGACAGGGCCUCUGCGCGUGCACCCCCCAGACAUAAUAAGAACUUUAUCACAGAUACCGAAAUCGAGCCAGUAGGUACAAUUGUAGAAUCAGUGAGCAGGGCUACCAACUACCAUCCUGCCCGGGAGUCCUGAGCAUUGUAGCGGACAGCCAUAGUGGCUACGUCGCGCCUCUCGCUAGCGCCUGCACCUAAGUCCUAGCGACAGCCUGCUAUGGCACGCACGUCUGCCCGCCUUCGAUUUGACUUGUUGCAAUUCACUGUCUGCACCACGCAUCUGGUCGAUACUCUGCCUGCACCAUGCGAGGCUUCUCAUUACCCUCGAGCGGGCUUGGAGCCAAUUAACGCACCUACUAUCGCUGAUUGGUAAGACAGGCGGAAACAGCCCAGAACACUAGCGUAAACAAUUUGUCACGACACUUUUGCAGCGGUGACCUUCGGCGACACAGGGCUCGUCGCCCUCGCGGACGCCGCUUCCGCGGCGCCGGACGCAUCCUCGUCCGGUUGCCAACUUUCCCCUUCACUAUUCUGUACAGAAUAAAGUGUCCUAACCAAAUGGCGUCCUGUUUCUAACAACUUGGGAUAUGGCCUGAAGUUGUGGCGUAUUGAGCGUACACCAUCACCGCUUAGCCGCUACAGCAUCUACACUAUGCUGAUACAAAUGCACGAAAAUCACAUCUGCGCUCACCUCGCCAUGCCAGCACACGAACGUCCACAACGUGUCCACAGUAUCAACGGACAUUACGGGAACGAAUUGGACUUGUUGGACACCUCCGUAUCAUCUGCGCCACUCGGACCACACCAAUCGUCCUCCCUUUGUCCGCAUUUUGCUCGUCCUCUUCGUCGCAAACUAACGUUGACCGCUCUUCUGAACCACCACUGCCAUCCUCCUCCUCCUCCCAAUCAUCCUCCUCCUGCUUCUUCACUUUAUCCUCCACCUCCAUCUACUGCUCCUCUUCCUCAUCCUCUUCCCCCGCUGCCCCAGCACCUGCCGUCUUGUCGCCUGCCACGCUCGUCAACACUACACAAAAUCCUGACACAUCUUCAAACAUCAACAUCACCACCGCCGGCAUCAGUGGUGAGGACCGUGAUUACACCUGCCCUCACUGCUUCCGCACCUUCAUCGCACACAUCGGCCUGAUCGGUCACUUGCGAAUCCAUCGCACAGAGACUGACGAACCAGUGCCUGGAGCACCAACAAACACCCACCGCACACGCCUCCACUUUCUUCACUUCCCUCGCACUUUCAAGCACCGCAUGGGUCUGUUCGGCCACAUGCGCAUCCACGAGAGCGGAAUUGACUGCAAUCCGGAAAUACCCACCACAUCCAACACACAAAACAUGCCCAGCCCCACCCCUACUCCUUCCUACUGGAGGCCAGUCAACAUUACCGUCACCAUCUCCGCAACUGAAACUGACCUCUCAUACCCAUUCUCUCCACGCACCUUCGCCUCACACAUAGGCCUGGUCGGUCAAUUGCAAAUUAAUCACUCAAAGACUAAUAAACCACUGCCUGAAGUAACAAACUGCACUCGCCUCAACCGCUCUCACUCUCCACACUGCCUUUGCACAUUCAUGCACCGCAUGGGUCUGUUCGGCCACAUGCGGAUUCGUGAAAACCCGCGGUAG